This is a messenger RNA of Scatophagus argus, 1162 nucleotides long. Its product is annotated as endonuclease domain-containing 1 protein-like. The transcript has 6 exons. The coding region runs from base 100 to 942 and encodes 280 amino acids. The record is from RefSeq and is a predicted model, not a curated record. Gene Ontology annotation, molecular function: hydrolase activity; metal ion binding; nucleic acid binding. NCBI's taxonomy places the organism in Eukaryota, Metazoa, Chordata, Actinopteri, Scatophagidae.
GGUAAGGCAAAGUUAUAUUUAAAAGAGAUUUUGUUCAGGGUGGGUUGUGGCAGCGGACAGGGCAGCCAAGAAUCCCCGAUACCAGACGUUUAAUCCAGGAUGCAAACCUUUGUAGCUUUGUGCACUCUUCUCUCACUCCUCUUUUCUGCUCAAGCAGAUGUGGUGCAACGUUUUGAGGAUGAGGCAGAAUGUAUGAAAUACUUCUAUAAAGGGAAGGUGCCAGAUUGGGGGACUUCUACACCUGGUGUUGCCCGUCUCUGUCAGCGCUUCGUCAACAGGUACCACUUUGCAACACUGUAUGACACCAACCAUCGUAUUGCUGUCUACUCUGCCUAUUAUUUCCAGCCCAGUAAUGGAGGUGGCAGGGAGAAUAGGUGGUUUGUUGAGCCUCAGCUAGUAAAGCUGUCCUGGCAAGCAGAAAUGAAGGAUGGUUACUGGCUGGGGAAAGACCACCCUGGGGUCUAUCUUGGAGAGAAACAGGCUCUGAAUGAGGACUACACAUACUCUGGCUUCGAUCGUGGUCACCUCAACCCAAACGGACACCAUGCAGUACCUAGCCGCAAUGCUACUUUCACCCUGACCAAUGUGGUUCCUCAGAACCCCAAGCUGAAUCAGAAUGCCUGGAGGAUCCACGAGUCCCAGCUCACCAGUCUUUUCCAGGACAAGUGCUCUAAGGCUUUUGUGCUGGUCGGUGCCAUUCCCUCUGCAAACAACUGGAUUGUCAAAAACAGUGUGAAGCGUGUCAACAUCCCAGACUACCUGUGGAACGCCUACUGUUGUGUGGACAAUAAUGGCAGACCCAUUCAGAGUGGUGCUGCCACAGCAAGGAACACUGAGGAAAACUGGGUGGAGAAACUCUCCCUGGAUGAACUUGGAGAAUUCCUGCAACAGUUCUCAAAUCAACCAGUAGGGGAGCUGUUUUACAAUAACUGCAGGGCAUGAAUAACAAAGGAACUGUAGAAAAACUAUUUUGGCUGUCACAGGAACAAAAAGCUAUUUUCGUAUUGAUUCAAAUGUGGUGGUAUAGUAAAUACAGAUUCAGUUUCACACUGUUGUCAACAUGGUGUAUGUCACCAUGUAACAGCAAACACAACCUUUGAUAUUCAUGUCAUUCAAAAAACAAAUAGAUGACUAAAAAUAAAACGCAGAGGGAUUAACUGGC